ACGAGUAUAUGUGCCCAUAGGGUCGUUUAUGACCCGCUGAAAAAAUGAACUUCUCGAACUGAAAACGAAAAUCUACUAGUACUAGCCUUAUAUGUGAUCAUUCAUACAUAACAUACAUAAAUAUUAUAAAAAUCGGUGUUAAAAAAAGUUCUGAGCAUAUAUGGGAUAAAGAUAAUUAUAAUAAUCGUUCAAAUAUCAAUGAUUUGUUGUAUGAAUAUCUGUGGAGAAACGAAGUAGAUAGGAAGAAAAGUGAUCCUUUUGAGGAAUUAAUCACCGUUGUAAAUUAUUCAUUUAAUAAAUGAAAUAUGUUAAUAUAUAUUGUGGUUUCAUUUUAUAACAACCUAGAAAUAUAUAGCAAUGUUAUUCCUCUUAGUAUACAAGAGCGAGUGAAGCGAGCUCGAGACUUAGGGCACCCCGACUCGGACAGGUUAGGUUAGAAGGGGAUGGCGGGGUCUGCAAGACCCCGCCAUCCCAAAGCGAGGUGUGGUAUCAAAUUCUACGUCCUCACAACUGCGAGCGGUUAUGUCCUUGAUAUGAUAAUGUACCGUGGUAAAGAUGCAUCUGCUGAAACAGGCAAGAAAACUCAAAAUAUCGUGCUGAAAUUAUUGGAACCAUAUGUGCUCAAAGGUCACCAUGUUUUCAUGGAUAAUUUUUACAAUUCAGUAGAGUUGUCGCAAAAGUUACUUGAUUUGCGGACACACUCUUGUGGGACAUUGAGAAAAAACCGUAAAGGCAACCCAAGGGUACUAACAAGUCUAAAACUAAAAAAACUAGUAGUAAAAAUUUACGACUAGUAAAGUCGAAAAAUUGAUGUUCCUAAAUGUAAAUAUGAACCCUAAUAGGUUUAAAUAAAACGAAGAUUUGAAACGAAAAAAGUGAUUUUGGAAGUUAUAUCCAGCUCUCAUAAAGUCGAUUUAAACAAGUUUGCUCAAUAUGGGUAUGAGACUGCGAAGAUGUACAUUGAUUUAUAUCCCUGGCAUCCCAUGACUCCCACAAUGCAUAAAAUAUUAAUUCAUGGCGCAACUGUUAUGGAAAAUGCACUUUUGCCUAUAGGUUUACUGUCGGAAGAAGCAGCAGAAGCGCGUAAUAAGCAUAUUCGACGGUACCGGCAGGAUUUUGCUAGAAAAUUUUCUAGAGAGAAAUGCAAUUUAGAUGUGAUUAACAGAUUAUUGCUCAGCUCAGAUCCGUUGUUAUCUAGCAUAAGACCAAAACCUAAAAAGAAGGCUACGUCACAUAGUGAAGAAGCAAAACAAAUGCUUAUGUCUGCUGAGGCCCACACUACUGAAGAGGAUUCCUUGGAUGAGGAAACUGCCGCAGAAGAGUCUGACAGUGAAAUAGAAGGAUUUAACUCAGGUGAAGAAACGUGGGACUCCUUAUCGUAAAAUAAAAAGUUCUAUAUUGAAUUUUUACAAUAAACCAAUAUUACUGUCAUAAACAAUUGUGUUUUACUUGAAUAUAUGUUCAAAAAAAGCUUUUAUAAUUGAAAUAAAAUAAUAUUUAACUAUUUAGAACACUUGAAACACAGAAAAUAAUUUUGACCGCCUAAUUUGAAUAAAUGCCCCACCGUGCGUCGACUAGUACCCAAUUGGUUCAGUUACUAUUUUAUUUUGUGUUGAGAUCAAAAAUAGCAAAAACAUUAUAAAUUAGAGGCACAAAAUCCGAAAAAAAAACAAUUAUACAAAAAAUCUUAAUUUUAUUUAAAAAAUAAUCAUAAUCCUAUAUCUCAAUAUGGGUAAGGUUUGGUGGGGUGUUUCAUAGUCAAAUCAGCUAGGAAUGAUGUAAACUACAAGCUCUAAAAGGAUCUAGGUCGACUUAACCAGUAACCCUGUAUUUCCUAAGUCCCAUAUGAGGGAAACGGAACGCAAGAGGAAGUGUAAGAGAGAGUGCUAUGUGUGUGAUGGAGAGAGUGCUAUGUGUGUGAGGGAGAGAGUGCUAUAUGUGUGAGAGAGAGUGUUAUGUGUGAAAGAGAUCCCAUCAUAUAGAUGGUUGGCAGGCCACAACUGGAAAGCAAGACAAAGGAAUGUAUGUUCUGCAAAGAUGGUGUUUUCGCUAUGGAUAUAACGAAGUUUAGCGGCAACGACGGCGACACUUAUUCCUCCGCAAAAUGGGCACAGGAUAUUGAGGAUGAUGCUGAUAUAUUCGGAUGGACUCUGCAACAACAAUUGAUAAUCGCCCGCAGAUCGUUGACGGGGACAGCGCAAUUGUGGCUCAUGACGGAGAAGGUGCACCAAAACUAUGAAGAACUGAAGGCGGCGCUUCUCAAAGAAUUUCUAGAUACCACCAAUUGCAAAGAAAUACACAUUUGACGUGUAAAAGUGUUAUUUUAUAACCUAUUUGCAAAAUAAAUAUCAUUUAUCAUUUUAUCUUGUUUGUGUAUUUCAUUCAAAACGAAAUCCACAAGGAUUUCAUACACCACCUGAGCCAGAAUAAAUGUCCAGGAAAAUGCUUAUUGAUUUUUGACGGCGCUUCUUCUCAUAGAUGCCAGAAUCGUUGAUGCCAUCAGGCUAUGACAUAUUGCAAUAUUGUUUACCGUCUAAUACGACUCAUGAGCUUCAGCCACUCGACAAAUCCGUUAUAAAUAUGGGCAGAUAAUAAUUAUAAAUAUUAUCUGCCCCGGGAAGCUCGGGUUUGUGAUGAACAUUUGACGGCCAAUACGUGGGAUACGCUAUUCGACUCCCCGAAUAGUUAUUCAACAAUAUUCAGCAGAUACAACAUGUAUUUUUGUCAAACAGUGUUACCAAUUUUGUAAGACGACCUCCAUCUUCACGAAAAACUGACCUAAUUGACAAACAGGUGGUAGCCAUGGUGACGUAAACAGCUCCAUUCUUCGAGUCUAUGAUUGGUUUACUAUUAAUAACUUGGCGCUUAAUGAGAAAAAAACCAAAUGUAUUAAAUUUUGCUUGCCAAACGUACAAAAUAACAAAUGUUAUGUUGCUUUGAACGGACAAAAGUUGGAAUUUGUUAAAGAGACUAUAUUUUUGGGCAUCACACUAGAUGACAGAUUACAAUGGGGGCCCUAUAUAAAAGCACUUUCGGGGAGACUAAGCUCAGCUGCUUAUGCAGUUAGACAGAUAAGCAGCUGACGGACGUAGAUACGGCAAGGCUUGUUUAUUUUAGUUAUUUUCACAGCAUAAUGUCAUACGGCAUUUUGCUGUGGGGGCGAGCCGCGGAUGUAGAAUCAUCAUACAUCCACUUUAACGCACAGGCAGUACCGCUAUGCGUUAGCGGAUAGACUGUGCAAGCAAUUUCCCAGGGCUGAGCUAGCACGUGCAACGUGUUCAAGCUUUGCUACCAGCUGAUUUUGAACCUAGAGUGAGAUUUUGUAGAGAUGUUAAGACUACACAGAGAGGAUCCGCAGUUUUUCAACAAAGUGUUAUGGUCGGAUGAAUCAAAUUUUAGAAGAAUGGGAAUUUUUAACAUUCAUAACUUACACUACUACUCCAGAGUGAACCCACAUAUCAUCAGAAAUGAUCGAUUCCAGCAUCAGUUUGGUAUAAACAUGUGGGCUGGUAUCAUUGAUCAGAAGCUGGUGCUACACGAAAUGCCACCAAGGUUGAACGGUGCAGCGUAUUUAAAUUUUUUACAAAAUAAUUUGAACCCGAUACUCGACGAAGCUGAAGUUCCGGAAGAAAUAAGAGAAGAGAUGUGGCUGCAACAGGACGGCGCCCCGCCUCAUUACGCUCGAGCAGUUCGACAACACCUGAAUGACCGCUUCCCCGACCGGUGGAUUGGUCGAGGCGGAGCUAUUGCAUGGCCACCCCGGUCGCCCGACCUUAAUCCGUUAGACUUUUUUAUUUGGGGCUAUUUCAAGGAAGUGGUAUACCAAAGAGAGAACAACACUGAACAAGAAUUACGACAAAAGCUCGAGUCUGCAAAAGUACAAAUUAUGAAUAACAGAGGUGCCUUCCGCCGAUUAGGGCUUGUACACGCUAAGAAAAAACGCCGGGCAUACCUAAGAAUUCGUGUCGUAACUAGAAAAUAAAGCCCCGGAUACACUAGGGAACAUUUUGUCCCGCAACAUGACGCGCAACACAAAAUAUACGUGACGCUGCAACGUUGCAUAGUGUCCCGCAACAUGACCCACAACAUUGUACGUGACGCGGGGCAUGUUGCUUGCUCCCGCCUCGAGAGCGAGCGCACGUGUCUCGCGUCAGUGUUGCGCCAUUUGUCACUGAGUGUAGUCGCGUACGCAACGUGCCUUUAAAAUGUCUGUAGUGUGGGGAAAUGAUACCGUGCUUUUGCUUAUAGAGCUUUACGAAAGUCGUGACUUGUUGUGGGAUACUUCACACCGUGACUAUCGAAAUAAAAUAAAGAAAAAUGAUGCAUGGGAGGAUAUAGCCAAGGCGCUUAAAUUGCCUAGAAAAGAAAUAGAAACCAAAGUUCAUACCCUGCGUUCGCAAUUUGUCCGAGAAAGGAAGAAAGUGAAAUCGUCAAAAACUACUGGUAGUGGACGAGACGACGUGAAGUCCAGUGCAUGGUUUGCGUACGAUGCAAUGAAAUUUUUGCUAAAGGGAGCCACAACUUCUGGAAGCUUGGACACUUUGGACACAAACAGUCCACAAAGCCAAAACGCGAUUUCGUCUCCGGAUGAAGAUGUCGUUCUACAUUCUCAAUCUACCGUUCCGGAAUUUCAAUCUCCUCAUCAACUAGAAUCGCAAUCUACCAUUGAUCAAGCAGAGCAACCCACAACCCCUGCACCAACACCUUCAUCGUCGCGACCAACUCGGAAGAGGAGCCACCCAGAUAGAUUGGAGGAGGCUUAUGAAGUUCUGCAUGCUGCUAAAAACAGAAUGAUGUCCCGAGAUGAAUUCGAUGUUUAUGGACAGUACGUAGGAACUGAGUUACGUGCAUUAAAUGACGAACACAGUGUAAUUAUGGCUAAAUAUUAUAUUAAUAAUAUUUUAUUAGAUGCACGCUUAGGAAAAUACCGUACAAGUUAUAAUAAUCAAAGCCAGUCAGUUGUUCAACAGGGCUAUAGCACUGCAUCCAGUGAUAUUAGCCCCGAGCCUUCUGAAGAGCAUAUUAUACAAAACAUACUUGCAAAUAUGGAUUCCUCGAGCACUAAUAGCAUUGAUGGCACUAAUACUAAUUAAUUUACGUUGAUCGCUAUAUCCAUCUUGUACUCUUUAAAAUUUAUUUUACUGGAGAUUAAAAUACAAUUAUAAAUAAAA
Spodoptera frugiperda (fall armyworm) is the source of this 5171-nucleotide messenger RNA. RefSeq lists its product as uncharacterized. The record is from RefSeq and is a predicted model, not a curated record. The coding region runs from base 4206 to 5093 and encodes 295 amino acids. Lineage: Eukaryota; Metazoa; Arthropoda; Insecta; Lepidoptera; Noctuidae. The transcript is spliced from 3 exons.